UGAAUGUUUGGGUAAUGAAUACAAGAUACUUUAUUCAGAAUUUAUUCAAGAAUUUUUACAUCACGAAGAAUUUAAUAUGGAUUUUGAUAAGGAUGGGUUUUCUUAUUUCGGUUGUGUUAAUGAUCUUGAAUUAAGAAUAAGAGAAGGAGAUUUUUUUAUUUCUCAAUUUCAGUUAUUUUUUUACGAAAAAUUGGGUAUGAAAUAUAUGAUUUUACUUUCAGAAUUCAUACAAAAAAGUAAUGAUAUUGAGGAUAUUACGAUUUCGUUGUGUAUUGAUGAUAUCUCUGAUUCUCAGAUUGAUGAAUUAGAAAAAAGUUAUUUUGAUUUUUCAGUUAUUGAAGAUGAAGAUGAUACUGAUUAUAUCAGUGAUGAAGGGUAUUUUAGUAGGAGUUGA
Scutellospora calospora is the source of this 394-nucleotide messenger RNA. Lineage: Eukaryota; Fungi; Glomeromycota; Glomeromycetes; Diversisporales; Gigasporaceae. The record is from the annotation of a GenBank genome assembly.